ACCGCGCAAACGCGCAGGCGCCAAGAGCACCGCGCACCGCCAAGCCGAGGGUGGGGUCACGAACUCUGACCCCCCACCCCCAAAUACACAAACUCAGAAAGCUCCCCUUGUCCCCUUGGUCUCGGGUCCCCUCGCCUCUGCUCUCUCCAGCCCAGCGGCCGCCGCGGAGGGAGGGAUAUUUUGACAAUUAGAUCAUGGCGACCAUAGAAGAAAUUGCACAUCAAAUAAUUGACCAACAGAUGGGUGAGAUUGUUACAGAGCAACAGACUGGACAGAAAAUCCAGAUCGUGACAGCACUUGAUCACAGCACACAGGGCAAGCAGUUCAUCCUGGCAAACCAUGAAGGAUCUACCCCAGGGAAAGUCUUCCUCGCAACUCCGGACGCUGCAGGUGUCAACCAGUUGUUUUUCACCAGUCCUGAUCUGUCUGCACCACACCUCCAGCUCUUAACAGAAAAUUCUCCUGACCAGGGACCAAAUAAAGUUUUUGAUCUUUGUGUUGUGUGUGGAGACAAAGCAUCAGGACGUCAUUAUGGAGCAAUAACUUGUGAAGGCUGCAAAGGAUUUUUUAAAAGAAGCAUCCGAAAAAAUUUAGUGUAUUCGUGUCGAGGAUCCAAAGACUGUAUUAUUAAUAAGCACCACCGAAACCGCUGCCAAUACUGCAGGUUACAGCGGUGCAUUGCCUUUGGGAUGAAACAAGACUCCGUUCAGUGUGAAAGAAAACCCAUUGAAGUAUCCCGAGAAAAAUCUUCCAACUGUGCAGCUUCAACAGAAAAAAUCUACAUCCGCAAAGACCUCCGAAGUCCUCUCGCUGCAACGCCAACCUUUGUCACAGACAGCGAGACUGCCAGGUCAACUGGACUGUUGGAUUCAGGAAUGUUUGUGAAUAUUCAUCCAUCUGGAAUAAAAACAGAACCAGCUAUGUUAAUGACACCAGAUAAGGCUGACUCCUGUCAGGGAGACUUAAGCACACUGGCCAGUGUGGUCACGUCAUUAGCGAAUCUGGGCAAAGCUAAAGACCUUUCUCACUGUGGUGGCGACAUGCCUGUGGUGCAGAGCCUACGCAACGGUGAUACAUGCUUCGGUGCAUUUCAUCACGAUAUUCAGACCAAUGGUGAUGUUUCAAGGGCAUUUGACACUCUUGCCAAAGCACUGACUCCUGGAGAAAGCGCAGCCUGCCAGAGCUCAGGAGAGGGCAUAGAAGGAAGCAUGCAUCUAAUUGCCGGGGAGCCGAGCUGCGUGGAGAGAGAGGGGCCCCUGCUCAGCGAUUCGCAUGUCGCCUUCAGGCUCACCAUGCCUUCUCCUAUGCCCGAGUACCUGAAUGUGCACUACAUUGGGGAGUCGGCCUCCAGACUGCUGUUCUUAUCGAUGCACUGGGCACUUUCCAUACCUUCUUUCCAGGCACUAGGGCAAGAAAACAGCAUAUCCCUGGUAAAAGCGUACUGGAAUGAACUCUUCACCCUUGGUCUUGCCCAGUGCUGGCAAGUGAUGAACGUGGCAACUAUAUUAGCGACAUUUGUCAACUGUCUUCACAGUAGCCUUCAGCAAGAUAAAAUGUCCCCAGAGAGGAGGAGGUCGUUGAUGGAGCACAUCUUCAAGCUGCAGGAGUUCUGCAACAGCAUGGUGAAGCUCUGCAUCGACGGGCGUGAGUACGCCUACCUCAAGGCCAUCGUCCUCUUCAGCCCGGAUCACCCAGGCCUGGAGAACAUGGAGCUAAUUGAGAAAUUUCAGGAAAAGGCUUAUGUGGAAUUCCAAGAUUAUAUCACCAGGACAUAUCCAGAUGACACAUACAGGCUGUCGAGAUUACUUCUCAGACUGCCAGCCUUGCGGCUGAUGAACGCCACCAUCACUGAGGAAUUGUUCUUCAAAGGUCUCAUUGGCAACGUACGAAUCGACAGUGUCAUCCCACACAUUUUAAAAAUGGAGCCCGCAGAUUACAACUCUCAAAUAAUUGGUCACGGCCUUUGAAAGCUGAGGUCACCCUGCUAUGAACUACGUUUACUGUUCCUUCUCGGGACACAAGAAACCAAAUGGAACUGUUGCUUCCAGGGCGUCUGCGAAUAGUAUCUUUAAGAGUAACCAAAACUGAAACUAUUUUUCUUUUGGAUUCCUUAAGAAGAAUUUAAGUGACCAGGCAGGGAUCAGGAAUUAUACUACCCUGUCUGUCCUAUAGGAAUGAAUAAAAAAUGGUACUGGGCUGUUCUUGGUGAGGAUGACACCUAAGACUAUCUCCUCCUGACCAUCUACACUAAGCUUUCUCUUGCUAUUUUAUAAAACAAAUAAACUAGUCUUUUUUCCCCCUGAAUUGUGUUCUCUCCCUGUUUAAUUCCAUUGAGCUAGUACACUGUAAUAAUGAGAUAUCUAAGCAGAAACUUCUUAUAUCUUAUUUAUCCAUAAUCAUUUUAGUUACCGGGUCAAAAGUUAUUUUAUGCUCAGUUAUAUAAUGACAAUAUUUGAGCUAUAGGAAGUAAGAAAUGAAUAUAUAUAUAUAUAUAUAUAUAUAUAUAUAUAUAUAUUUGGCUUUUAUAAACAUCAAAGUGCCCUUUAGCAUAUAACACUCUCGUUGCUGGCAAUGGGACAUAAGCCAUUUGUAAUUUCUUUAUUUUUAGUGUAGUAGAUGAUUAGUUGUAAGCACUUUUAUUCAUUUUGGUAGAAAGUUAGUCUUGAGAAUAAGAUGGGGAUCCUGUUUUAAAAUUUGGGGUUUACUGUGUUUUAAACAUAGUACAGACUACCCCCAGGAUGUGUUAGCAUUUUAGACUGGAUAUUAAAAUGGUUGCUUUUUUCAUUCCACAGAAAGGAUCUAUCCUCUUCUCAGAUGGGGGUUCAGCGUCUCUACCCUACCCUGGCCUUCAGCCAUUUCUAUUGGGUCCUUUAAAAAGACUCACCAAGUUUGUUAAGUAAUGAAAUUAUCAAAGCCAAUAGGGUUCCAAGGUGAGUUAAAUAAUUCAGUUGCGAGUUUGCGAAGGCAAAAGAAUCUGCACUGAUUCUUUUCACUGCAAAGUCGAGGAGAGCCGCUAUAAUGACCUCAAGUUUCAUUAUUUGCUACAACCAAAGCAUUUUCAACUCCUCAGUCUUCCACUCCAGUAUGACAAGCAAUCAAUAGUUCUUUGUACUGAUUUUAUAAUGGAUUUCUUUAGUAAAUCUAUUCAUCUCUUUGUUGAUAUUCUCCCCCAUCUCUCCUCUUCCCUUUCUUCUCUCUCCCUCUCUCCCUCCCUCCCUCCUCUUAUCCACGUCUCUGUUUUGUUUUCUUGAGACAGGAUCUUGCUACCCAGCCCAGACUGAACUCAAGUUUGCAGUAAUCUUCCUGCCUCCAACUCCCCAUUGCUGGGAUUAUAGACAUGCACCACACGCUGAUAUUUAUUUUUAAAACACAGAGAUUUUAUUGCAGCUAGAGUACAUUCUGUAUUAUUAAUAAAGAGUUUUGCUGAAUUUUUCUAUGGGGAUGGAUUUUACUACUAAUUGUAACAAAAAGUUUAAAAGUGUAGUCUUGCAAAUGUUACCAACUUACUAUGAGGGCUUUAUUUCCUGUUUCAUUUUGUCAACAGCUCUAUUUAUAAUAAGCUGCUGGAGAAUACUAUAUUGAGCAUAAAAUGCUCAAACGAAAUAUUUCAGUAAGGCAUGUGUAACCUGCAUCCUAACACAUCUGUAGAUGACGGUGUCAUAUCACAGUAUCAAAAUGUUGGCCCCUUUGAUACUUUAUCAUCUCAAGAUAAUAAGCCAAGGAUUCACCAAAAAAAAAGUGUCCUAAUGGUUAUUUCUUUGAGAUAUUUUUCCUGAUGAAAUUUGUAGUUACAUUGGGAAGUCUUUUUGAAACUGUAUUAAAAUGUGACUUGCAUUACAAAGUUCUGAA
Grammomys surdaster is the source of this 3849-nucleotide messenger RNA. RefSeq names its product nuclear receptor subfamily 2 group C member 1 (gene Nr2c1). The coding region runs from base 195 to 1967 and encodes 590 amino acids. The record is from RefSeq and is a predicted model, not a curated record. Gene Ontology annotation, biological process: anatomical structure development; negative regulation of transcription by RNA polymerase II; cell differentiation. The transcript is spliced from 14 exons. Gene Ontology annotation, molecular function: RNA polymerase II cis-regulatory region sequence-specific DNA binding; nuclear receptor activity; zinc ion binding. Lineage: Eukaryota; Metazoa; Chordata; Mammalia; Rodentia; Muridae.